Messenger RNA from Alternaria atra, 375 nucleotides. RefSeq lists its product as uncharacterized. The coding region runs from base 1 to 375 and encodes 124 amino acids. The transcript has a single exon. NCBI's taxonomy places the organism in Eukaryota, Fungi, Ascomycota, Dothideomycetes, Pleosporales, Pleosporaceae. The record is from RefSeq and is a predicted model, not a curated record.
AUGAAGGUGAAGACACAACAUCGCAGAUUUCCUGUAUCAGACUUCAACUACUUCAUCAUCAUCAUCAUCAUCAUCAUCAUCAUCAUCAUCAUCUCUCGAGUCUACUCAGACACUACUGCACCACUACUACCAUCAUACCAACCUCGAAUGCAACCCAUCCUAUCAACAAACAUGUCUUCACCAGCUACUCAAUUCGUCUACGUUCCCAACCUAGUUGGCGGCCAAAUGCUCAGGAUCCCCAUCGAAGACGUCGAAGCAGAGGGCCAAAUCUCCAUCUCGCAACAACCCAUUGCCAGCCCAACGCUCUCGUCAAGAUACGUUCGCGAAUCAUCACCCUCACCGAGCGUUGAGAGCGUCGACGACACCGACGAGUGA